AUGACGGCCAUGAACGGGCCGCGCCCGGCGCAUUGGCCUGCGCCGCUGCCGGUGCGGCAGGUGUCGGACGCGACGGUCGUGUCCGUUCGGUUCAGAAUCGCGUACUACACGGAGUGGGGCCAGAAAGUGAAGAUCUUCGGGCGCGGUUCGACCUUGCUCGGCGACGGCGAUGUCCAGCACGGCUGCACCAUGACUUGCUUCCAUCCGCAAGACAAGAAGGACCAGCUCGUGUGGGAGGCGCUCAUUCCGUGCCGUCCGGGGCAGGACCUGACCUACAAGUACGCCGUGUUGGGGGGCGACAACCGCGUGGUGCACAUGGAGCAGGAAUACCGCACUGUCAACCUGCCCGACCGCCUCCGUGACGGAGACUACGUCGAACUCCACGACAGAUGGAUGGCCCCUGGGCAGCCUGACGCAAUCCUGCACCGCGCUGCGUUCGCCGAGGUCAUCCACCGCGUGGACGUGACCGACGCAGCGGACGUGUCCCCGCGGCAGCACGCGGAGGCCACCGCCCGCGCCCUGGCGUCCCUCCGAGAGUCCCGGCUGUCCCCGGCGUCCACCGAGGUCCUCGUGAAGCUGCGCGUGUACUCCCUGCGGCUCGAGCCCGGGCAGAAGCUGUGCGUCGUGGGCUCGAUCAACGCCCUCGGGAGCUGGUCGACGAGCGACGCGCUCGACAUGCGCUACACGGGGAAGCGGUACUGGGAGGCGGAGUUCCCGGUCGCCGUGUCGCUGUUCCCCUUCUCGUACCGAUACGCGCUGUACAGCCCCGGCGGGCAGCGCACGAUGGAGCACGGCGACGCGCGCGUGUGCGUGCUCGACCCCGCGAAGCCGCCGUCCGGGUCCGCGCAGGCCGCGCUGGCCAGCAGCCUCCCGGACGACCUGGGCGCGCGGCGCAGCAAGGACGAGGCGGCGCGCGCGGCGGCGCCGCCGCCGUCGAGCCCCGGGCGCACGAUGCACGUGCGCGCCGCGAAGGCGCCGGUGCUGGUCGUGGUGAACGACGGGCACGUGCGGUACCAGGACAACUGGAAGGGCGCGGGGAUCUGCGUGCCGGUGUUCUCGCUGCGGUCGGAGACGUCCGCGGGGUGCGGGGACUUCGAGGACGUGAAGAAGCUGGUCGACUUGGCGGUGCGGUGCGGGAUGAAGCUCAUCCAGCUGCUGCCGGUGAACGACACGCAGGUCCACAACGACUGGCGCGACUCGUACCCGUACUCGUGCACGAGCGUGUACGCGCUGCACCCGCUGUACCUGUCGAUCGAGGUGCUGAUGCGGAACGUGGACAGCCACGCCGGGCGCACGCAGCCGUCGCAGCUCGGCGGCCUCGGGCACCAGCUGUUCAGCGCGGCGGGGGAGCGCAGCAGCGGGAGCGUCGGGGGGCUCGCGCGGAGCAGCGCGGGCAACCCGGGGAACAGCCAGGGCGCGAGGAGCGACGGGAGCGGGGACGACGACGCGCUGAAGGACACGUGCGCGCCCGCGGGCGGCCGCCUGAGUCAGGCGGACCUGGUCCGCCUCAAGGCGCAGGUCGACAACGAGGUCAAGCGGCUGCGGCGGGACCUGGGGGAGCAGUCGUCGCCGCGCCCGGACAUGGACUACGAGCGCACGGCGCGCGAGAAGCAGCGCGUGGCGCGGCUGGUGUUCGACGCGUGCGGCAACGGGACGAUGACGUCCCCGGGGUUCCGCACGUGGUUCCAGGCGAACGCGCACUGGGUGCGGCCGUACGCGGCGUUCUGCCUGCUCAAGGAGCUCUUCGGGACCGCGGAGCACUGGAAGUGGGGCGAGCUCGCGAAGCCGUCGGCGGAGGUCAUCAACCGCCUGACGGCGAGCGACACCCCGCACUACCACGGCGUGGCCUUCACCUUCUGGCUGCAGUACCACCUCCACCUGCAGCUCGAAGAGACCUCGCAGUACGCCAAGCAGCACCGCGUCGCGCUCAAGGGCGACCUGCCCAUCGGGAUCGACAAGCGCUCGGUGGAGGCGUGGCUCGAGCCCCGGCUGUUCCGCAUGGACGUCUCGCUCGGGGCGCCGCCGGACUACUUCAACCCGAUGGGGCAGAACUGGGGCUUCCCCGUGUACGACUGGGUCGCGAUGGCGCGCGACGACUUCGCGUGGUGGCGCCGCCGCCUGCACCACAUGGCGCAGUACUUCCACGCGUACCGCAUCGACCACAUCCUCGGCUUCUUCCACAUCUGGGAGCUCGACGGCGACAACGUGACGGGCAUGCUCGGGCACUUCCGCCCCGCGCACACCCUCUCCCCGCGCGAGCUCGACCAGCUGGGCAUCGCGUCGUCGCCCGAGGACCUCGCGCGGCUGCUGGACCCGUACAUCACCGACGAGAUCCUCGACGACGUCAUGGACGGCGACGCCGCGCUCGUCGCGGAGGCCAAGGCCAAGUACCUCGACGGGCCGGACCCGAAGACGCACCGGUACCGCCUGCGCCCCAACUUUUCGUCGGAGAAGGCCAUCUGCACGGUGACCGACGGGCUCGAGGGGGCGCCGCCGGCGCUGGUGGACCGGCAGAUGGCGCUGAUGAACGGGCUGCUGCAGCUGCGGCAGAACGUGGUGCUCGUGCGCGACACGCGGCACCGCGAGCGCCUGCACCCGCGGUUCCAGCUGCGGCACUCGUCGUCGUUCGCGGAGCUCGAGGCGCCCGUGCAGCGCGCGCUCGUCGAGCUGCACGACGACUACUUCCACAACCGCCACCUCGACCUCUGGACGCAGUCCGCGCAGGAGACCCUCCCGCACCUCCUGCAGUGCUCCGACAUGCUGGUCUUCGGCGAGGACCUGGGCUUCGUGCCGACGUGCGUGACGCCCGUGAUGCGCUCGCUCGGCAUCAUCGGGCUGCGCAUCCAGCGCAUGCCGCCGCCCGUCGAGCAGCCCGAGGGCACGCAGUUCUCGGACCUCUCGCGGCACCCGUACCUGUCGGUGGCGUCGCCGUCGUGCCACGACGUCGCGCCGCUGCGGCUGUGGUGGGAGAGCGACCCGCGCCGGACCGCGCGGUUCGCGUUCGAGAUGCUCCGCGUCCCGGACCCGUCCGAGAAGUGCACCGCGGAGAUGGCGGGGCUGGUGUUGCAGCACCACUUCAACUGCCCGUCCGUGUUCACGGUGCUGCUGCUCCAGGACCUGCUGGCGCUGUCGGACGACCUGAACACGCGGCCCGCGGCGCAGGAGACGAUCAACAACCCCGCGGUGUUCCCGUGGUACUGGCGGUACCGCAUGCACGUGACGCUGGAGGAGCUGAUCGCGCACAAGGAGUUCCCCGCGACGGUGCGGGGCAUGCUCGCGUCGUCGGGGCGCACGGGCGGCGGCGGGUUCGAGAAGCCGCGCGGCCCGAGCUACGUCGUCGGCGAGAGCAUCAACAUCGUGCCGUGCGGGCGGCGGUCGCACACGGGCGUGUGCCUGUUCAGCUCGACGCCGCCGCGGUUCGUGUCCCUCGCGCACGACACCCACGACACCGGGUCGGCCACGUCCAGCGCCGCGGGGUCGCACCGCAUCGAGAGCCACCUCGACGGGAUGCAGGCGCAGGGCGCGCAGGCGUCGACGUGGAGGAACCCGUGGCCGCGGGAGGGGGAGGCCGACGGCGGCGCGCACGGGAUCAAGUCGCCCGUGGACGACUUGCGGAAGCGGCGGUCGAUCGACAUGCAGAACAAGACGCGCAUGGGCGCCGGGUCGCGCGCGGAGGCCGCGGGCCUGACGCGGCUGUCGACGUACUCGGAGGGCGGGCAGACGGCGCCGGAGGGCAGGGUGCGUGCGGGGAGCGGCGGGCCGCCGGGCCGGCAGCACAAGUGA
Molecule: messenger RNA, 3783 nt
Organism: Pedinophyceae sp. YPF-701
Lineage: Eukaryota; Viridiplantae; Chlorophyta; Pedinophyceae
Source: the annotation of a GenBank genome assembly